GAGAAGGCGGAGAAGGGGGAGGUUAAAGGGGAAGGACCCCCGGAAGUGCCCCUCCUCAGUGCCGGAGAGGGAGACGCCGGGGGCGGAGUCCCCUGCCUCCCCCCCGGCGUGGUUGGUGCGUCCCGGAUGACGUCAGGAGCAGCCCGCCCCUGCCUGGAUGGUGCGUCCUGAGUGACGUCAGGAGCAGAGGCCGGAGCUGUCCAUCAGCACCAAGGGCCGCGGGCAGGAUCAGGGCAUGGGGCCGUGGCUCUGGGACAGCCUGAACCCCUGCUCCUGCUCCUUUCCCUUCCUCGGGCCGGGCCAGAGUCUCCGGACGCCACGGGACUGGUGUGCCAGCCGGUGUUGGAGGGGGAGCGGCGACGCCGCCGCGCGGAGACCGAUCUCUCUGGCCCAGCAGCCCCCUGGCCCGCACGACGGACUUUCCCCGGACCCCAGUCAGCUGGAGCUUCGUGCGCCCCGCAACCCCGGCCCCUACGGCCCCUGCACAGCUUAUUUUGCUCAGAAGCUCAGGUCGCCUCAAGUCCAGGUAGACCUGGGAGGGUGACCCCCUUCCGCUCCCAGCACUAUGCCGGGCACUAUGGAGACACUGCGGUUCCAGCUGCUGCCCCCAGAGCCAGAUGAUACCUUCUGGGGUGCACCCUGUGAACAGCCGCUGGAACGCAGGUACCAAGCACUGCCGGCCCUCGUCUGCAUCAUGUGCUGUUUGUUUGGAGUCGUCUACUGCUUCUUCGGUUACCGCUGCUUCAAGGCAGUGCUCUUCCUCACGGGGUUGCUGUUUGGCUCAGUGGUCAUCUUCCUGCUGUGCUACCGGGAGCGGGUGCUGGAGACGCAGCUGAGCGCCGGGGCGAGCGCAGGCAUCGCGCUGGGCAUUGGGCUGCUCUGCGGGCUGGUGGCCAUGUUGGUGCGCAGCGUGGGCCUAUUCCUGGUAGGGCUGCUGCUCGGUCUGCUGCUCGCUGCCGCCGCCCUGCUGGGCUCCGCGCCCUACUACCAGCCUGGCUCUGUGUGGGGCCCACUAGGGCUGCUGCUGGGGGGCGGCUUGCUCUGCGCCCUGCUCACCCUACGCUGGCCCCGCCCACUCACCACCCUGUCCACUGCUGUGACUGGUGCUGCGCUCAUCGCCACUGCGGCUGACUACUUUGCCGAGCUGCUACUGCUGGGGCGCUACGUGGUGGAGCGACUUCGGGCCGCCCCUGUGCCCCACCUCUGCUGGAGGAGCUGGGCCCUGCUGGCGCUGUGGCCCCUGCUCAGCCUGAUGGGCGUUCUGGUGCAGUGGAGGGUGACGACAGAGAGGGACUCACACACUGAAGUGGUCAUCAGCCGGCAGAGACGACGUGUGCAGCUGAUGCGGAUUCGGCAGCAGGAAGAGCGAAAGGAGAAGCGGCGGAAGAAGAGACCACCUCGGGCUCCCCACAGAGGUUCCCGGGCUCCUCCAAGGCCUGGGCCCCCUGACCCUGCUUAUCGCCGCAGGCCAGUGCCCAUCAAACGCUUCAAUGGAGAUGUCCUCUCCCCGAGCUACAUCCAGAGCUUCCGGGACCGGCAGACUGGGAGCUCCCUGAGCUCCUUCAUGGCCUCACCCACAGAUGCGGACUAUGAGUAUGGCUCCCAGGGACCACUGACAGCCUGCUCAGGCCCCCCUGUGCGGGUAUAGCUGUAUCUCUGCCUGUCUAGACUCUGCAGUCACCAGCUCUGCCAGCUUGUGGAGGCUUGCCAGGCUGCUACCCUGGAUGCCUGGCCCUGGGGCCUUUGGCUGUGCCUCUGCGCUCCCUGGACGAGGCUGGCCUGGUCACUGGAAGGGAGGAUCUAUCUCAGGCUAGCCUUGGCCUGAGUGGAAAGCCCCCUCCCAUGCUCCCGAGGGGCUCCUGAGGGACUUGGGGUAUGAGCCCAUUGGGGUGUGCUCAGGGUUGUGAGUGUGUUGCCUGUGUGUGCGUGUGUGUGAGGGAGUAGGCUUGGAGGGGACACUGGGACCCUUGCCUUAGAGUUUUGAUUGGUAGGCCAUCCUCAGGGCAGGCCUGCCUCCUCCCCACUGCUGGGGUCCCAUGGGCUGCUCUCCUGCAUGUCUAUGUGGAGGAGGCCUGUCUGCCUCCACCAUUCCUCUGCCUCCCAACUACUCCUCUAAGGGUUCUUGUCUUUGUCCACGGGGCAAACUGCAGCACCCCUCACCCUGGUCCCCCGGCCUCUACAAAGCCACCAGCCUGAGAGCAGUGACAGGGGAAGGGGGUGGGGGGCCCUGCCCUGGCUGGGUUGGGGGUGUGUGAAGGCAGGGGGCUUAAAUGCACGGUGCAUGUCUGGUGUCUGUCAUGCCAACCUGGACACCUCAUGCUUCUGUCCCCCUCCCACACCCUGCUGUACAUCUUUUAUAAAUGUGCCAAACUGCGUGGCCUCUGCCAGGA
Molecule: messenger RNA, 2390 nt
Organism: Chinchilla lanigera (long-tailed chinchilla)
Lineage: Eukaryota; Metazoa; Chordata; Mammalia; Rodentia; Chinchillidae
Gene: Tmem198
Product: transmembrane protein 198
Exons: 5
Coding region: 566-1648 (360 amino acids)
Biological process (GO): positive regulation of canonical Wnt signaling pathway
Cellular component (GO): plasma membrane; cytoplasmic vesicle
Source: RefSeq, a predicted model, not a curated record